Molecule: messenger RNA, 1661 nt
Organism: Panicum virgatum (switchgrass)
Lineage: Eukaryota; Viridiplantae; Streptophyta; Magnoliopsida; Poales; Poaceae
Product: syntaxin-22-like
Exons: 7
Coding region: 327-1136 (269 amino acids)
Biological process (GO): vesicle-mediated transport; vesicle fusion; intracellular protein transport
Cellular component (GO): SNARE complex; membrane; endomembrane system
Molecular function (GO): SNAP receptor activity; SNARE binding
Source: RefSeq, a predicted model, not a curated record
CGCAGCGACGACGGCCGACGGGUGCAGCCGAGCGGGCCGAGCCAAGCACACACGCUAUACUCCCAGCGUGGAGGGCGGCGGUCCGAGGGAGAGCCCCGGCCGGCCGCGGCGUCUGUUCCCUUUCGUGCCGCUUCGUGGUGGCGCCCACCAUCCACCACCUCACCCCACCACCUGUAGCAAUAAGCACGAUCCAGGCUACUCCAGCGCGGCCGGUGCCGACGACAGCGACAGCCUAUCCCCAACACCAAGUGCGCUCCGCUCCUCCACCGCCUCCGCCGCCGGCUGCGGUUCGUUCCGGCGCGGCCGACGUCGGUAAGGGGUCGGCGAUGAGCUUCGCGGAUCUGGAGGCGGGGGCGCUCAGGGCGCCCGUGGGGAGGAAGGCGAGAGGGGGGCCCAACGACGCGCGCGGGCUCGUCUUCCAGAUCACCACCGCCGUGGCCUCCUAUCGGCGCCUCCUCAACUCGCUCGGCACGCCCAAGGACACCCCCACCCUUCGUGAUCACCUGCAGAAGACCAGUCAGAACAUUCUUCAAUUGGCAAAGGAUGCGAAAGAUAAGCUCCAAAAAGCUGCUGAAGCAGACAAGAGCAUUGAUACUAGUGCGGAUAAGAGGGUAGCUGAUAUGAAGCUUGCUAAAGAUUUUGGUGCCACAAUGGAGGAGUUCAGGAAACUUCAAAAUCUUGCGAUUCAGAGGGAGAUGGCAUAUAAGCCAGUUGUUCCCCAGAAUGCUCAGUCAAACUAUACGACAGAUGACAGAAGUGCUGAAUCUGGUAAUAUGCCUGAGCAGCGUGCACUACUUGUUGAAUCAAAAAGGCAAGAGGUGUUGCAAUUGGAUAACGAGAUUGUUUUCAAUGAAGCUCUCAUCGAGGAAAGAGAACAAGCCAUUGAAGAGAUCCAACAACAGAUCGGUGAGGUACAUGAAGUGUUCAAGGAUCUUGCUACACUCGUACAUGCCCAAGGAGUUAUAAUUGAGGAAAUCGAUACAAACAUUGAAAAUUCUGCUGAGGCAACCAAAGAGGCAAAGAGAGAAGUCGCGAAAGCAGACAAAACUCAGAAAUCAAAUUCCUCCCUGCUUUGCAUUCUUAUGGUCAUCUUUGGGGUCGUGCUGCUUGUUGUGAUAAUAGUUCUGGCAUCUUGAGACAGGCAAUCUUUCAUCUUACGAAGCAAUUCUGUGGAGUUCAGUAUUGAAGACUGCAUCUCUGAAAAUGUUCGUCUAACCAGCAUCAUGCUGUGCGCAAAAAUUAUGGCCAGUGGAUUUUCGAAAACUCGUUUACGCUUCAUGUUUCCGGAGUGUCCUUUGUCAUGCGUGAGUCCUUUUUUAAUGGCUUGCCUUGAGUGAACUGUGAUGCUCUUUUGUUUCUUUGGGUCUUAUGUGGAGUUCAGUAUCGAAGACUGCAUCUCUGAAAAUCUUCUUAUCUAACCAGCAUCAUGUUGUGUGCAAAAAAUGUAGCCAGUGGAUUUUAUAAAUCUCUUUUACGCUUUAUGUUUUGUGAGUGCACGUUCCUUUGUCAUGCGUGAGUCUUUUUUUAAUGGCUUGCCUUGAGUGAACUAUGAUGCUAUCUUGUUUCUUCGGGUUUUGGAAGUUCACUUGGGUGCGAUUCUGUAACUCUGUAAGUUAUUUUGUUUCUUGGAUAAAAAGGUGACUGAAAAUGUUGUUUAGCAA